AUGAAUUACACCCAGAUCAGGUUCGCCAAAGUGCCCGAUUUCGAGCAGGCCUACCGCCUCCUACCAAGCUUCGCCCACGACCAAUCCCUCGGGGAGUCCGUCAAGCAGGUCUUUAUCGAUGUGAGCCUGAGACCGUUUCGGCUUCGGCCACGGUACAGUAUACUAAGCAGAGAUGUCGAUGAUGCAGCGCCGGCCAUGGCGCGCGAAACCCACGAAGUCAUCCGCAACCUGGCGCGGGGCCUCGAGCUGGGCGAAGAAAGCACACGAAAAAUGGUGGCGGCGCUGACGUGGUGGGAAGGAUGGAUGGAGCGAGGAGCGGAUAAGAUAACCGAUGCGGAGCGCGGCUUGCUGUAUGAUGCCGCGUACACCAUCGCGGCUCUCACGCUGUCUCUCUGCCCGUGCAUCGAGACCGUCUACAUCGGCGAGCUCAACCCGGGACUGCUGGAAGAGUACCUUCUCAAGUCCAACUACGGAUUGAUACCGCGACCGGCUCUACAGCGCGUGACAAAGGUGGAAUAUCACCCCGGCGAUUGGGGAACGGCGGGCGAGUCGACGUACGACACUAUCGAGUUCAUGGACCUGUUUCGGUACUUUCACCGGCUGCCCCGGGUGGAAAGCAUCGAGGUGGCCGGCGCGGCGGAAUAUCAACCAGUGCGCAACUUAUUCCCGCCGGCCACGUCCCCGGGCAUCCGCCGCAUCGACUUUGCGCACGUCGACGUCAGCAGCGACACCAUGGCCGCCAUGAUUCGCAUCCCCGUGGCGCUCGAGGAGCUCUCCGUGUCUUACGGCGGGUGCAUGUACCCGGACUGCGGCUCGCCGAGCAUAGACCUAGCGCUGAUAGCCAAGGCGCUUCGCCAGCACAAGACAACGCUGCGGGUGUUGGACCUGGACUUGGGCCCCGCUAUUAUCUCUAUAUCGUCGAAUGACCCGGACGAAGGAAUCAAUGGACUGGACAGGCACCGCGACGCGUAUUUUCGCAUCGACGAGGAAGCUAGCUCCGGCCCGCUGCUCGCGCGCGACUUGCCUGAUGGAGAUGGUGAGCAUCCGGAGGCUGCCGCCGUGGGCGGGGAGGGUGGAUUGAAGGCAUUGAGGGACUUGGCGGCGCUGAAGAGGUUGAGCAUUAGCUUUCGUGCUUUUACGGAUGAUCCCCUCGAUCGGCGGUCGUCGUUGGGAUCGAGAUUCACGCCCCUGCAGUCGGUUCAGCUCGUGGACGCGCUGCCACCGGGUCUGGAGUACCUGUGUCUGUAUGGGUACGUCAAAGGCAAGCAUGCGGCGAUGGACGAGAUGGCGAACGAUUUAGUGAGAGAGAUAGGCCUCGGGCCGGCCGGUAGAUUGCCGAGAUUGGCGGAGGUGAAGGGUAUCGAUGAAACGGUGCCACCGGCGUUUGAUAUUGCUGAGCCCGACGACGAUGAGGCAUGGAAGCGCCCAUCGCUUCACUUGGGUUGGUGCUAG
This is a messenger RNA of Parascedosporium putredinis, 1452 nucleotides long. The record is from the annotation of a GenBank genome assembly. NCBI's taxonomy places the organism in Eukaryota, Fungi, Ascomycota, Sordariomycetes, Microascales, Microascaceae.